GACAUGCGCAGAAGCGCACUCGAUGUUGAUGUCAGUUUCCGAGGACGCGCAGUAUAUUUCGUUGCGCUCUGGCAAAUGGCUGUACUGGAAGAUGUGUGAUGAGUGAAGCCGUAAAUAGUACGAGUAGCUACACAUUUUUAAAGACUGGAGCGAUCGACGGCGUAAAAUGGACCAGGAGUUUGCGGACAUAGACUCACAGGGGCGGUGGCAGAACCUAUACGUAGAAAUUCGUAGUCAGUCCCAUGAAUGUCCGUACAAGGUGGCGAAAUAUCCAGAGAAUAGGAAUCGGAACCGGUAUAGAGACGUCAGCCCCUUUGAUCACAGUCGAGUAAAACUGAAAAAUUCAGAAAAUGACUACAUUAAUGCCAGCUUAGUUGUGAUGGAAGAGGCCCAAAGAAGUUAUAUAUUAACACAGGGCCCUUUGAAAAGCACCUGCGGGCACUUUUGGCUGAUGAUCUGGGAGCAGAGGACCAAGGCGGUAAUCAUGCUGAACCGAGUCAUUGAGAAAGGAAUAGACAAGUGCGCGCAGUACUGGCCGACCCAGGAGGUGCGGGAGAUGGCGUUCAGGGACACGCGCUUCGCCGUGACGCUGGUGUCGGAGGACGUGAAGUCGUGCUACACGACGCGGACGCUGGAGCUGCGGAACUCGAACACGGGCGAGACGAGGGAGAUCUGCCACUUUCACUAUACCUCCUGGCCUGAUUUUGGGGUCCCGGAGUCUCCCGCCUCCUUCCUCAACUUCCUGUUCAAGGUGCGAGAGUCCGGCUCUUUGGGCGUCGACCACGGGCCCGCCGUAGUGCACUGCAGUGCCGGGAUUGGCCGGUCGGGCACCUUCUCAUUGGUGGACACUUGUCUUGUCUUGCUGGACAAGAGAAAAGAACCCUCGUCCGUGGACGUUAAGAAGAUCCUCCUCGACAUGAGGAAGUUCCGCAUGGGUCUGAUCCAGACCCCCGACCAGCUGCGCUUCUCCUACUUGGCCAUCAUGGAGGGCAGCAAGUGCAUCAUGGGAGAUUCCUCAGUGCAGAAACGGUGGCCGGAGCUCUCCGAAGAGGACCAGGAGCCCGGGUCCGUCUCGCCCCCGCCCGCCCAGCCAAGCGCCAAGCGCCCCGCGGACAAGUUCAACGGGAGCCGGCUCUCCCACCCCGGCGAGGCGGGGGACCCCGACAUCGGGAGGACCGCUGGGAAAGAGCCGGACCUGGACGGGAACGUGGGAAACGCCCGCAAGCGACACCGCGAGGAGAGGGUGGCAAACGCCGCGCCCAAGGCCCUGCAGGGGAAGCAGAGGAUGAGCGAGACGGAGAAGAAGAGGAAAAGGUAGCUACUGAGGAGGAGAAGUGCGCCGGAAAAAGCCGCGGGUCGAGAACGACUGACACCUAACGCUACAGACUCUCCGUAUCGCUGAAACUCUCGUCAGGGCAGCGAAUGUUCAUCGGCAGGGAUCUCCAGCUCAAACUCCGCCCCCUUCCCCCCCGACUACCUGACCCCUAACUGUUUACAACAUAAUCUUCGACAUUCUUUGGAUGAAGAAAGAAAUAUUUUUUUUCCUUUAUGAAAACACCAGCAUGGAACAUAUUUUCAUGGAGUACUCAUGAUAAUCCAUUGUCAUAGUUCAGUUUGGUUUGAUCAUUUUCCCCCCCUCUCUUUUGCUUGCAUCUAUUGAAAAAGGCAAAAGGUAGUAGGCUUAUCAUUGCCAAUUUGUACUGCUAUUCAUAUAUAUAUUUUUUGAAUCUUUUUCGAUGGCAGAAUGAAAUGUUCUCUAUUUUUUUAUAAGAAAUUACUUGAAAUUUCCUACUGCAUUCGAGAGCAAACUGCAAGCCCACUUGUGGAAAGUGUUUUAAAAAGACGUGUAACGUAACAGUUGGCUCCAUUGUGUGUAUAAUGUUCUUUUUAAAAAUGUGUCCAAAAGGUAUUUUUGAUUGUACGACAGUGAUGAAAGAUGACAUUUGCAAGUGGUCAAGUGGAAAUAAUUGAAAAAGUCUUACAAAUCAUUAUCCAAGAGUGUAAUCAAUGAAUAAAAUUGGUACAUUUUAUUAA
Messenger RNA from Anguilla anguilla (European eel), 2034 nucleotides. RefSeq names its product protein tyrosine phosphatase non-receptor type 2b (gene ptpn2b). The record is from RefSeq and is a predicted model, not a curated record. Gene Ontology annotation, biological process: protein dephosphorylation. Gene Ontology annotation, molecular function: protein tyrosine phosphatase activity. The transcript has 10 exons. NCBI's taxonomy places the organism in Eukaryota, Metazoa, Chordata, Actinopteri, Anguilliformes, Anguillidae. The coding region runs from base 167 to 1318 and encodes 383 amino acids.